CUCUGAACCACCUGGAGGGUGGAAUAAUUAUGGGGGAGGAUGGAAUAAUAAUGGUGGAGGAUGGAACUCCGGGGGAGGAAAUGGUUGGGGAAACAGGCCACGACGACCCGUCCGAUGCUACAAUUGCGGCCAGUUUGGGCAUUACUCGCGCUAUUGUUCGAUGCCGGGCCAACGAGGGAACUAUUAUCAAGAGGGUUCAUGCAGCAAGGAGGAGGAAACAACGCCCCAGGAGGAAGUGGAGGGGGAGGAGUCUCUAUCAAUGGAGGGAGCGGAGGAGGAAGUCACAAUCCGGGAGGAGGUAGCCAGGGGGUAGAAACUAACUCUGCACCGGUCGUAAAGCUAAGUAGGGAGCUUGAGGAGUCGUUAGGUGCUAUGGCGUCGUUUUUUAAAUUAUCUUUGGAAGAUAGGGCUAAGGCUGAAGCAGCGCAAAAGAAGGAGAAGGGAAAUAGGAAAAAAAUCGAACGGGAGAAAGCGGAGAAGAAAGAGGCGAAGAGAUUAGCCUUGGAGAAAAAGUCCGAUGAGGAUAAGAAGGAAGCGGACCGCAUCUGGGAAAUUCGGAAGAUGUUCGGAGAGCAACGGGUGCUUUUAAGGAAAGAGGUGAAAAAAACAGUGAACGAGGAAAUUAUCGAAAUGGUUAGGACCGACGGAAAGAAGGUGGUCGGAGAUGAUGAAUGGGAAGACUGGGAUGAAGGGGAAGAUCCGGAAGAGGACGAAGGAGCAGGGGAGGAACUAGGUGGUAGAAGGAGAAAGAGGGCUCCUCCACAAGGAAGGGGAACGAAAGUCAGCCCGCCGGUUGAGACACCGCCUAAGGCCGCACGGGCAAAUUGUUCACGGCAGUCUGUGUUCCCGCUAGCCUCACCGGUUGAGCCCGAAAGGAGAGGUAGAGGGCGACCAAAGAAGAAGGACGCUUCACCGCUCAUCAUUGACCCAUGGAAUGGGGCACCGUGUUCCGUUGACUUCGAGAACAGAACGAGUUUUAAAGUGAUUAUGGUGAAGUUCGUUGGAAGGAAGGUGUGUUCGGAGCUCAAAGAGAUGUGCAAGAAGGAUGGAAUUAGUUGGCGAGGUAAGAAAGACGAAGCAGUCGAAGAACUCGCUGAGUUGCGAGUCAUGCAAAGCAUCUUUGAGGCACGAGUGCCAUGCCCAGGGGGUAGGGGAGUCCAAGUAAGUGCGCCCGCGGGUAAGGCCAGCGAUAACGGAGUUGCUGACCCGGAUGAACGGGGAGGGGGAGUUGAGUAAUGACCGAAUUUGGGAGUACUUGCGGGAGGUGUGCGUUAUUAGGGGUAGGUUGGAAACGGAUAGGGGAUCUAGGACGAUU
Molecule: messenger RNA, 1315 nt
Organism: Chara braunii
Lineage: Eukaryota; Viridiplantae; Streptophyta; Charophyceae; Charales; Characeae
Source: the annotation of a GenBank genome assembly